CUUCAGGCUCGCAUCAGGCCCUUUCCUCUCCUCAUCGCCACAGGCGGAGGCUACAUGGGAUACGACCAGUACGUCCACUACAAGGACCGGAAGCUAACAAAGAUUGGUAUCGAGGUGCCUCCACGCAUCGCCAAUGAAACCCAGCUGCCCCUCCCCCAGGCAGACCAGUCCUCCUCCAGUCUCUCACUGUCACCAGUCUGCUGCAGCUCCUCUCAGAUCAGCUGUGAAACAGUCACCCCACCUUCUGGCACCCAGGCUCUGCCCUCUGGUACAAAAUAACUUUGAGGCCCCUGGAACCCUGAGAGAGCGAGAGAGAAAUGACAGAGAGCGAAGAGAGGGAGCGAACGGAUUACCCCCCUUCACCACGUCACAUCCGUCCUACCAGAGAAGGGGGCCGGGCUUGAGAAUAGCAGAGCGAGAGAACAAGAUCCAGCGAGAGAACAGACGUGUGCACACUGAGCGAGAGAGAGGCAGCCCCAGUGAGAGAAGUGUCUGUAAUCCCCCCCACACCUUCAGUGAUAAUGUGUCAGAGCAGGAACCUGCAGCGGGCAGCAGCGCGGAGCUCAGGGAAAUGGUGAGAUGCUGCAAGUCUUUGCACAGCCCUCCGUCUUGCUACAAUCUCCACAGAGUUAGGGUUGAUGUGCGCCGGCUCCGGCCGAUCAGCUCCUCUGGGGAGCAGGGGGGAGUCAGCGGCGGCAACAGCUCAGGCCAGGGCACCCAGGGGGCCCAAGCACUCAGCCACAGGAACCGAUUCAGGUUGCAGUUCCCUCAGUUGGCCUUGCGGCGUCGUCUUGGCCAGUUGAGCUGCAUGUCCCGGCCCGCCUUGCGGCUGCGCUCAUGGCCGCUCAGCUUCCUCUACUACUUCCUGACCUUCGGUGCACUCAAGCCCCUGGCAAAGGUUGGCUGGAGACCAACAAGCAGGGUUGCUCUGUACAAGACCAUCCCGACACGGCUGCUGUCUCGGGCCUGGGGUCGGCUGAACCAGGUGGAGCUGCCGACCUGGCUGAGGAAGCCAGUCUACAGUCUGUAUAUCUGGACGUUUGGUGUCAACAUGCAGGAGGCUGCUGUGGAAGACCUAAUUCAGUACAGGAACCUGGGAGAGUUCUUUAGACGGAAACUCAAACCGGCUAUCCGGCCCGUGUGCGACUCACACUGUGUGAUCAGCCCAGCAGAUGGGAAGAUCCUGCACUUUGGGCGGGUGCGGAACUGUGAGGUGGAGCAAGUCAAAGGAGUCACAUACUCUCUGGAGACCUUUCUGGGACCACACACCUGGGCUGAGGCCAUCAACAAUACCAUCAAGCCAUCAAAUGAAGAGGACCCCAGCUCGUUUCAGGACCUGCUGGUGACUAAAGAGGGGAAUGAGCUGUUCCACUGUGUGGUGUACCUGGCUCCAGGAGAUUACCACUGCUUCCACUCCCCCACAGACUGGAGGGUGGCCCACAGAAGACACUUCCCUGGCUCUCUGAUGUCAGUGAACCCUGGCGUGGCCCGCUGGAUCAAAGAACUGUUCUGCCAUAACGAGAGGGUGGUGUUGAGCGGAGAGUGGACGCACGGCUUCUUCUCUCUCACCGCUGUAGGGGCCACCAACGUGGGCUCCAUACGUAUCUACUUUGACAAGGAGCUGCGCACUAACAGCCCACGCUACAGCAAAGGCUCGUACAACGACUUCAGCUACUUGUCCAACAACAACCAGGAGGGAGUGAGCAUGAGGAAAGGGGAGCACCUGGGAGAGUUCAACCUGGGCUCCACUAUAGUCCUUCUCUUCGAGGCUCCGCACGACUUCAGCUUCAACCUGAAGGCCGGCCAGAAGAUCCGCUACGGAGAACCCCUGGGGACUGUGAGCCGAGAUGGCCAACCAGAGAGACACUCUCUGGGGGAAAACGGACUAAAAUAAACUGAUGGGGACACUAACAUGUGUGUACAGAUUUGAGCAGAGGUGCACAGGCUGACUUAGACACACACUCAUUCACACACUGAUGGACUUACAGAAAAAACUCAGUCACCACUGUUGCAUUACUACCAAGGGGGUCUCCCUGUUUUCAUCGACUAGAAUUUCUAUUAACAAUUUACUUAUUUUGUCAGUUGGACAGUUGAUUAGAACUAGUGUACAUACCUGACCAGCAAAAGCAAGAUAGUUUAUAGCAAUUAGUUACAUUUACUUUCCAGAAGAAUAACGACAUAGCUUUAAAAAAAAAAAAAAAAUGUUACUAAAUUGUACCCAUAUUGCCUUUUGUCAGGGGUAUCCUCUUCAACUAGGAGUUCCUCCUGAGAUUUCAGACACAAGCAGCAAGACACCAGCCUGAUUACAGAUCUGGCUAGUGCUGUGUAGCCCAGCUCAUAUGGCCUUUGGCAAUACAUCACAAACAGAUCUGGGACCAGGCUAGCAAGACACAUCUCCACACAUACAGAUAACCCCUGUCACACACAGCCUCUAUCAUGUGGACAGGCUUCCCUAUACAAUGUACAGUAUACACACACCUACAGUACACAUACCACGAAGAAGGAAUGUACCAGAGGCCACACGUCUACCCUCUUCCUUCUCUAAUUUCCCUUCAUUCUGAUACUGAAUGCCUUCCUGUUCUCCUUUGGUCUCUCCCUCUUCUGCCAUCCCCAGAGAAGGUGCUUAUGUUGGGGGUGAUUAUGUGGACUCUUCCCUCCCUGUCAUGGAGGUACAGACUGACACCACUCCUCCCAGUCAGACAAGUCUGGGUCUUAUUCAUUAGGCACCUGCCAGAAGAAAACAGGCUGAAUACCUUGACUUUCCGUUGUAAAAUGUUUUGCCUCAGUCUGCCCUAAUAAAUACAACCCUGUUGUA
Molecule: messenger RNA, 2815 nt
Organism: Oncorhynchus tshawytscha (Chinook salmon)
Lineage: Eukaryota; Metazoa; Chordata; Actinopteri; Salmoniformes; Salmonidae
Product: phosphatidylserine decarboxylase proenzyme, mitochondrial
Exons: 8
Coding region: 134-1894 (586 amino acids)
Biological process (GO): phosphatidylethanolamine biosynthetic process
Cellular component (GO): mitochondrion
Molecular function (GO): phosphatidylserine decarboxylase activity
Source: RefSeq, a predicted model, not a curated record